UUGCGAGAAAGCACUGAAUAUACAUUUCAAGAUGUCUUAGUAAAAGAAAAAGAGUUUCCUUUUUCUUAUACGGUAGUAAGAGGAAAUCAUUCAUGAAUUUAGUUAAUCAACUAAGCAAAGUCGUGAAAGCAGUAGAACUUUUAUAUACUUGGACCGUGUUAAUCAGCCACUAAUUGAAUUAAUUAUAUGUUUAGUUCCUUUCAGUUUUCUAGACCUGUAUAUGGAAAUGUUGGUGGCAACUUUGUUGUGGUAUAAACAUGUAAGUCACAAUUGUGUUUAUAAAUGCUCUACCUUUCUGCUCAUGUUUAACAUUUAAAUUCUCAUGUAUCCUCCAGAGCCCAGUUAGGCGUGGCAGUAGUACUCUUCAGUGUUGGCCUAACAGUUUGGUACUACAGUUCCUUGUAACUCUUUGUAAAAAUUACUACCAUACAGCAAUAGUUGUGUAAUAAAAAACCUUUAUAUUUCUGGUUCCUUGAUCAAUAUCUCCUCCAUAACUUAUUUUCAAGAAUCUACGAUUUCCACUGAAAUGGAGGAAACAGACCAGAACAUAGUUAUGUUCCCGUUCAUGGCACAAGGUCACAUAAUCCCCUUCUUAACUUUAGCUUUACAGAUAGAAAAGAUGGGCAACUACAAAAUAAGAUUUGUAAGCACUCCUCUCAACAUCAAAAACCUUAGGAAAUCUCUCCCUCCAAGCUCAACCAUCCAUCUUGUUGAAAUUCCAUUCGACAGCUCCAACUAUGGCCUUCCACCAGGUCUUGAGAACACCGAUGCUGUCACGUAUGACCUUAUGCUGGACUUUUUUGAAGCUUCUCUAUCACUCAAACCCCAUUUUAGAAACCUUCUCAACGAUCUCAUCACUGGCGGGGAUCCACUGCUUUGUGUCAUAACUGACAUGUUUUUCGGCUGGACAGCAGACAUUACACAUGAGUUUGGUGUUUUCCAUGCUAUUUUUAGCGGUUGUAGUGGCUUUGGCUUGGGUUGUUACUAUUCCUUGUGGAUGAACUUACCACACAGGAAAACAGAGUUUAUGGAGUUCAGUUUGCCAGAUUUUCGCGAGGCUGGAAAAGUUCAUGUCACACAACUUAUGGAUAUUAUGUUAAAGGCUGAUGGUACUGAUCGCUGGUCAAAAUUUUUGGUUUAUAAUCUUUCUUCAUGGGUGAAAUCGGAUGCAAUUAUGUUUAAUACAGUUGAAGAGAUAGAUGGGAUUGGUUUGAGUUAUUUUAGAAGAAAGUUAGGUUUGUCUGUUUGGCCAAUUGGACCAGUACUUCCAUCAGUAGAUAAUCGAUCUCGAGGUGGAAAAAAUUUCGGUGUUAGUUCUGAUGUAUGUAUGAAAUGGCUGGAUUCGAAGCCUUUGAACUCAGUUUUGUAUAUCUCAUUUGGGUCACAAAGCACGAUCUCUGCCUCACAGAUGACACAGUUAGCUAAAGCUCUGGAAAUUAGUGGCAAAAACUUUAUCUGGGUUGUUAGGCCUCCGCUAGGAUUUGGUAUUAAUGCGGAGUUUAAUGCUGAGGAAUGGCUUCCGGAGGGAAUGACAAAGAGGGUUGAAGAGCAAAACAGAGGACUGAUCGUCUCUAGAUGGGCACCUCAAGUGGAAAUUUUGUCACACAAGUCUAUAGCAGCGUUUCUGAGCCACGGUGGAUGGAAUUCGGUUCUUGAAUCGCUGAGUUAUGGAGUGCCAAUAAUCGGCUGGCCAUUGUAUUUUGAGCAGUUUUUUAAUGUGAAGCUCUUGGAAGAGGAGAUCGGGGUUUGUGUUGAGGUAGCUAGGGGGACUCAACUUGAGGUCAGGUGUGAAGAAAUAGCUCAUACGAUAGAGACGGUCAUGAGGAAUGAUGGUAAAGGGAAGAAAAUGAGAGAUAUAGCUUGUGAAGUGAAAGCAGUGAUUGAAGAUGCAAUAAGAGAUGAGGAGGAUUACAAGGGAUCCUCUGUAAAAUGUAUACAAGAGUUUCUCAAUGCAGCAUUGCUGACUAAAGAGUCAAGGACAGAGGAUGCUAAGGUUGGAAAAUUAUAAGCAAUAAAAUCCAUAGUUAGUUAUUGUACUACUUAUAAAAGCUUCACUCUGGUUAUGCUCAUUUCAAGUACUGUUUUAUUAGCUAAAAAACAGAUGAUUUUACUUGUAUUAAUCCAGUGCAUCGAAAUUAUAUAUUAUUUCCCCGGCAAAGAUCCAUGGAUGGUGCGAAACUAUCCAAGAAAUUCAAGAUUCCAAACUCUGUAAAUUUGUUUUCCUCUAAGUAAUACAAAAGCAAUAUAUUAUAAUUU
Molecule: messenger RNA, 2256 nt
Organism: Daucus carota subsp. sativus
Lineage: Eukaryota; Viridiplantae; Streptophyta; Magnoliopsida; Apiales; Apiaceae
Product: UDP-glycosyltransferase 92A1-like
Exons: 1
Coding region: 527-2008 (493 amino acids)
Molecular function (GO): UDP-glucosyltransferase activity
Source: RefSeq, a predicted model, not a curated record